Molecule: messenger RNA, 2820 nt
Organism: Trematomus bernacchii (emerald rockcod)
Lineage: Eukaryota; Metazoa; Chordata; Actinopteri; Perciformes; Nototheniidae
Product: scavenger receptor cysteine-rich type 1 protein M130-like
Exons: 12
Cellular component (GO): membrane
Source: RefSeq, a predicted model, not a curated record
AUGAAAUCAUCCCUCACAGUUCACCAUGAAUCAUACAAACUCCAUCUUACUACCUACAGAGACGCCCUCACUGCCGCAAAAUCUGCUUACCUCUCCACCAUCUUUACCGACCCCUCCCGUAACCCCAGGACCCUCUUCUCCACCGUCAACAAGCUCCUCAAACCCCGAACCGUUCCCUCUGCCUUCAAAACUGCUGCUGUCACUCCCAUCCUCAAGAAACCCGGUCUGGAUCCCUCCUCCCUCAAAACGGCACUCAUCAAAGUCCUCAAUGACCUCCUCACCUCUGCUGACACCGGUUCCCUUAACAUCCUCAUCCUCCUCGACCUGAGUGUAGCCUUCGAAACCAUUCUCCGCCACUACAACCUGGACUUUCACUGUUACGCUGACGACACACAGAUUUACCUCAGCACCAAAUCCCCCCACAACCCCCCCCUCACCCACAUCGAAUCCUGUCUGACUGCAAUAAAAUCCUGGAUGGCACACAACCUCCUCAAACUCAACAGCAAUAAAACUGAACUCCUCCUCAUCGGCUCCAAAUCCACCCUCAGCAAAACCCCCAACCUGACACUCACCAUCGAUGGCACCCCUGCUUCCCCCUCCACCCAGGCACGCAACCUUGGCGUUAUAUUUGAACCCACCCUCUCCCUCGAGCCCCACAUCCGCCAAGUUAUCCACCUCAGCCAGUUUGCUUUCCAUCCCCAAGGCCAAACUCCGGAGCUUUGGAGACAGAGCAUUCUCUGUGGCAGCCCCGAAGCUCUGGAAGAGUCCCUCACCCUGUUCCAGUCCCGCCUCAAAACCCAUCUCUUCAAGUCCCGCCGACACCUUUUCCACCUGGGGUCCUGCCAACACCGUGUCCUGUUUCGUCGGGGGUCCCGUCGACACCAGUGCUUGUUCCGUCUGGGGUCCUGUCUACACCUGUCCCGGCGGCUCCGGUUCCUGUCCGGCCGACACCGGUUCCUGUCCUGCCGGGGGUCCCACCAGCUCCUACUCCCGAUGCAGUACUCCUGCUCCGGCGAUCCUGCUGGCACUGGAGGGGUCCCAUCGUGGCGUACGUCAUCCUCCGGAGCUGUCCUGCCCGUCCUCCGGAGCUGUCCCGUCGCCACCUUCCUUCCCGUCCCCCGGAGCUGUCCCGUCGCCGCCUUCUUGCCCGGCCCCCUGAGAUUCUCCGCCGCAGCCUUCGCCCCUGUCUCCGACCCCCUGACUUUCCCAGCCGCUGCAUUUGCCCUCGUGCCCGGCCCCCUGAGUUUCCCUGCCGUGGACUUUGCCGCCCUUCUGCCGUGUCCCCGGGCCGUCCACCCUGUUGCCCUUGUUGUUGAGAUGAUUCCUCUCCUCCUGCUCUGCUCGCUCAGUCUCGCUCAAGAGCCUGAUGAGGUCAGACUGGUGGGAGGAGAGAGUCGCUGUGCAGGAGACCUGGAGGUGGAACAUCAGGGAGAAUGGAGACCAGUGGGGGGCUCUAACUCUCUCAGGACCCUGAAGACAGCAGGUGUUCUCUGCAGAGAUCUGGGCUGUGGCUCUGCUGUUUCUGUGGGAGAGAGAAAGGAGUCCUCACAGAGAUCUGUGUGGUGGAUCCUGUCUGAAUGUGUUCAGUCUGGAUCUGAUCUGAGGGAAUGUGCAGUAUCAAGUUCCUCUAACGACAUCCUGACUCUUGCCUGUUCAGACUCUGUCAGGCUGGUGAAUGGGACCAGUCUGUGCUCAGGUAGACUGGAGGUGAACUCUGACCCGUCCUGGUCCUCAGUGUGUGAGGCUGACUUUGACCAGCAGGAUGCUCAGGUGGUCUGCAGGCAGCUGGGCUGUGGGGCUCCUUCAGUCCUUCAGGGGGCGCUCUAUGGAGAAGGGGAGGCUCCAAUGUGGACCAAAGAGUUCCAGUGUGGAGGCCAUGAGUCUGCUCUCCUGGACUGUAGCUCAGCCUCAGAGAGAAACACCUGCUCACCUGGCACAGCUGUUAGCCUCACCUGCUCAGAGCCGGUCAGACUGGUGGGAGGAGAGAGUCACUGUACAGGAGCUCUGGAGCUGAAGCUUCAGGGAGAAUGGAGACCAGUGGAUGGUAUUCCUACCUGGACCCUGGAGGCAGCAGGUGUUCUCUGCAGAGAGCUCGACUGUGGCUCUGCUGUUUCUGUGGGAGAGAGAGAGGAGUCCUCAGAGAGCUCUGCGUGGAGGAUCAGACCUGAAUGUGUUCAGUCUGGAUCUGCUCUGAGGGAGUGUGCAACAGCAAGUUACUCUUCCUACUUCCUGACUCUUACCUGUUCAGAGCCGGUCAGACUGGUGGGAGGAGAGAGUCGCUGUGCAGGAGACCUGGAGGUGAAACAUCAGGGAGAAUGGAGACCAGUGGGGGGCUAUUCCUCUCUCUGGACCCUGAAGGCAGCAGGUGUUCUCUGCAGAUAUCUCGACUGUGGCUCUGCUGUUUCUGUGGGAUGGAGAGAGGAGUCCUCAUUUAGACCUUUGUGGUGGAUCAGUCCUGCCUGUGCUCAGUCUGGAUCUGCUCUGAGGCAGUGUGCAUUAUCAGGUUCCUCUUCCCACUUUCUGACUCUCACCUGUUCAGACUCUGUCAGGCUGCUGGGGGGGACCAGUCCGUGCUCAGGUAGACUGGAGGUGAAGUCUAACCAGUCUAACCAGUCUAACCCAUGGUCCUCAGUGUGUGAGGCUGACUUUGACCAGCAGGAUGCUCAGGUGGUCUGCAGGCAGCUGGGCUGUGGGGCUCCUUCAGUCCUCCAGGGGGCGCUCUAUGGAGAAGGGGAGGCUCCAAUGUGGACCAAAGAGUUCCAGUGUGGAGGCCAUGAGUCUGCUCUCCUGGACUGUAGCUCAGCCUCAGAGAGAAACACC